AUGGCGGUGCAGGGAAUCGGGCUGAACGAGCUCAAAGCUAUCUGCGGGCCGCUCUGCCCCACCUGGGUCAAGUUCACCGAAUACGAUGAUGUGCGGUUCAAUGCGAUGACGCUUGAACCUGCGCUGUUUGACUCCUCCCCUCACUUGCUUAUCUGUGCCGUUCCUUCUCCUUUGUCCCUCGUCGCAUGUCCCUGCUCCAUCCCCGGCCCCUAUUCACCAUCGUCGUUCCGCGCACAGGCGGAUUGGGUCACGCGGAUGCUGUCGGAGCUGUGGCCGCACAUCAACAAGGCGACGAGUCAGGUGGUGCGCGAGACCAUGGAGCCCAUACUGGAGGCCAACCGCCCGUCCAUCGUGUCGUCCAUGACCUUCCACAAGUUCGAGCUGGGCAAGGACCGCGAGAAGGCGCCGCACAUCGAAGGCAUCAAGCUACACAAGACGGGCGCGGAGGAGGACCAGGUGAUCAUGGAUCUUCUCAUCUACUGGCAGAGCGACGCCUCCAUCAUUCUCAACAUCAAGACCGCUGCUGUCACGCUGCAAGUGCAGGUGAAGAAUCUGGUGUUCCAGGCCACGCUGCGCCUCAUCUUCCAGCUGGGCGAGCAGAUGCCCUGCAUCGACGCUGUCGUCGCCUCGCUGCUGCGCAAGCUUCUCAAUGUGCCCCUAACAACCUCCCUUCACCUCUCCUUCCUUCUUCUCCGUACUGCCCCGCGCCCCAAGGUGGAUUUUGUGCUCAAGGCGGUGGGGGGAUCGCUGGCCGCCAUUCCAGGGCUGGAGAAGCAGAUUGACAACACGGUGGCAUCGGUGCUGGAGUCGGUCAUAUUGUGGCCUGAGCGCAUUGUUGUCAAGCUCAACCCGGCCUUUGAUGAGAAGCUGCUGGAGAUGAAGCUGCUGGAGAUGAAGUACGAGGGAGAGCUGGUGGUGACGGUGGUGCGGGCGGAGGGAGUGAAGAACGUGGACACACUGGGCAAGUCGGACCCGUACACCACCAUCUGGCUCAACCCGAAGCACAUGGCCAAGACGGGCGUGUGCAAGAACAACCUCAACCCCCAAUGGAACGAGACGUUCCUGCUGCCCGUGGAUGACCCGCACACCGCGGAGCUGACCAUCAAGGUGGAGGACGAUGAUGUGAUGCAGGACUCGGACCUGGGGUGGGCGCUGUUCCCCCUGGCGGAUCUGAUGGACAAGAGCGAGCCAUACCAGGUCACCCUUGACCUGCUGCCCCGCCUGCACGACGACAAGCUGCUGGGCAAGGAUCACAAGCUCGGCCGCAUCACUCUGCUGCUGGCAUAUCGUGAUUACUCAGACGAGGAGAGGGACAGCGUGACCGCGGCAGAGAAGGCACGUGAGCCGCGCAUAAAGGACCACAGCGUGCCGGCCGACCAGGCCACCGCCGCCAUGGCUGCCGCUGCUGCCGACUCCGAGCGCCGCGUGCGCGAGGCGGCUGAGCGCGCCCUCAUGACCCCCAAAACCCCGCGAGCAUCCAUGGCCCGGCGCUCGUCUCAAGUGGGGCAGAAGUCUAUUAAGGUGGUGGAGCAGUCCCAGACGAGCAGCUCUGAUGCAACAGAUGAUGCUCUGCCUGUCUCCGUUGCUCCUGGCGCCCCUGCUGCUGCCGCCGAUGCCACUCCCGCUGCUGCUGCUGCUGCCGUUCCGGAUGCUGGUGCUGAUGCUGCAGCAGCAGCAGAAGCAGCAGCACCAGCACCAGCACCGCGUGCUAUGCCCAGCCUGGCGCGGUCCAUGGGUGACUUGAAGCACCGCGAUAGGGAGGGCGCUCUGCAGGUGUCCUUAGACCAAGAGGCAGCAGACUCAGCCGCAGCAGCCGCUGCCACAGCAGCAGCAGAGGCGGAAGGGGAUGCUCCGCUCUCCCCUGCGCUGUCACCUGGCGCUGAUGGGAAGCCCAAGAGGAGGAGUGGGGCGAUGGGGUUCAUGAGCAAGGUGGGGCAAAUAGGCAGGAAUGUGAAGUCGGGCAUUGAGGGAAGCCUGUCGCCCAAGGAGCACCACUGA
Messenger RNA from Closterium sp. NIES-65, 1998 nucleotides. The record is from the annotation of a GenBank genome assembly. Lineage: Eukaryota; Viridiplantae; Streptophyta; Zygnematophyceae; Desmidiales; Closteriaceae.